Lodderomyces pseudojiufengensis is the source of this 378-nucleotide messenger RNA. Its product is annotated as RAD50. The transcript has 2 exons. The record is from RefSeq and is a predicted model, not a curated record. NCBI's taxonomy places the organism in Eukaryota, Fungi, Ascomycota, Pichiomycetes, Serinales, Debaryomycetaceae. The coding region runs from base 1 to 378 and encodes 125 amino acids.
AUGAAUUCAAAUACUGAAAUUUCAAAAUUAGAAUAUGAUUUAGAUGAAUAUUUUAAAAAGUCAAAAGCAAGGAAUAAACAAUCAGAGUUGAAAUCAAAAUUGACAUUUUUUAAUAGUUUCUGUUAUACUAGCAAAGUUAUCGAUGGUGAUGUUGAUGAUUAUAAACAAAAUCUUCAAGAUUUAGAUGAUAAUUAUGAAAAUGUAACGGAAGAUGUAAAUACAUCUGAAAUCACAAAAAAUUAUGGUCAAUCAGCCUUAAAGAAUCAUGUUUCAAUAAAGUUUAUUGAAGAGCUUCAACAAGGUUUUGAUGAUAGUAAAAUUGAAGAAGUUAAAUUGGAGCUGAAGAAAUUAGCAAAGAACUUGAUGAUAAUAAAAUAA